Messenger RNA from Entamoeba dispar SAW760, 714 nucleotides. RefSeq lists its product as uncharacterized. The coding region runs from base 1 to 714 and encodes 237 amino acids. Lineage: Eukaryota; Evosea; Mastigamoebida; Endamoebidae. The transcript has a single exon. The record is from RefSeq and is a predicted model, not a curated record.
AUGUCUGCACAACAAAAUCUUACUGUUAGCCAAUUUAAACAACAACUCAAAAUUAUUAUGAAACCUAUCAAACAACUCAUAGCUAGACUAAUUGAGAAUCCAAUGGACUCAAUUUGUAUGAAAAUAGAAAAUAAUGUUUAUCGUAUUGAUGGCAGACCAAUCUCUAUUGAGGGAAAUGAACAAAUUAUAGAGAUUGAAGAUGGUUGUUUAGUCUCUAUUCUUUCCAAUGGAUUUUGGGAUACUGUUGUUCUUCAUAUUAAGAAUGGAGAGAUUACAGUUGAUACGGCUGAUAAGGAAGGGGCACCUACAUUGAUUUAUCCUGAUUCAGUUGUGUAUUACAUUAAUGAAGGUAUAGUCAAUUGUUGUUAUGUUAUGGCAGUGAAUAGAGAGAUUACACUAUUCCCAACUACUAAAUAUAAUUUGAAAGAGACAAUGAUUAAAAUACAAGAUAUGGCCAUAAACCAAUUUACAAAAACACUUGAAGACAAGUUGGAAGAACUGGUUAUUAAAAUUAAAGUAUUAAAAAAAAUGAUAAAUGAGAAUAGUGAUAACAUUAUUGAAGAUGAAAUGAAUGAUUUAAUUUUAACAUUUGAAGACGCUAUAACUCUUUUACCAAAUAGAAAAUUUGAUAACCAAUAUUAUACACCAGAAUAUAUUGUUGACUUCUUUUUGAAAGGUAUUGAGUCAAUUCAAUAUUAUGAACGGUGCAUAUAA